AUGGGUUCCAAACUCGAGAGUUCAAUGGAGGGGCUAAUUCAAGUGUUCCACUCAUACUCCGCAAAAGAAGGGGACAAGUACAAGCUGAGCAAAGUUGAGCUGAAGAGUCUGUUGCAGGGUGAACUGAGUGACUUCCUGGCGGCAUGCAAGGACCCUAUGGUAGUAGAGAAGAUCAUGAAUGAUCUGGAUGAAAACCAAGAUGGCGAAGUGGACUUUCAGGAGUAUGUCGUCUUGGUUGCUGCGCUGACGGUGGCCUGUAACGAGUUCUUUGUAGAGCCUGAAUGAGUUUGGAAACCGUCUGUGACCUCACCUUUCUACUCAUUAUUCCUUGUUAAUAAAACAAAUGUAUGCUUGAAUUUGAUUGUCAAAAAAUAUAAAAGAAGGUAUUUCACAGG
Molecule: messenger RNA, 395 nt
Organism: Salvelinus namaycush (lake trout)
Lineage: Eukaryota; Metazoa; Chordata; Actinopteri; Salmoniformes; Salmonidae
Product: protein S100-A1-like
Exons: 2
Coding region: 1-285 (94 amino acids)
Molecular function (GO): calcium ion binding
Source: RefSeq, a predicted model, not a curated record